Molecule: messenger RNA, 1958 nt
Organism: Pomacea canaliculata
Lineage: Eukaryota; Metazoa; Mollusca; Gastropoda; Architaenioglossa; Ampullariidae
Exons: 13
Coding region: 164-1915 (583 amino acids)
Source: RefSeq, a predicted model, not a curated record
GUGACUGCGUGCAUAGCAUAGAGUGCACUCACUGCAAUGAAUUGUAGACAAGAGUUUAAAGCACAAACAUGUCAGUUCGUCAGGUGAAGUUCACUGUGACAAGGAAGAAGAUUGAAUGUGAAGAGACACACGACUGGCAGCACAGUGCGACUACAACACACGCAUGAAAUCCAGGUGUACAAAGCAACCAAUGGCUGAUGGCACCAUCUCUGUCCUGACGACCCUGUCAAGCACACCUGUAAUACGUCACACUGCUUUUUAUCACGUGAUGUUGUUUAUUUUGAUACACGGCCUUCGUCACGCUAGGGGUGUAAAGAUCUACAACUGUAACAACAACAAGGUAGAAAUAUUUGAAGACUCACCUGCUCCAGUCACGUGUGGAGACAUCACCAGUACAAAUGAUGUUGUCUGGCGACGAGGAGAUGGAGUCAGCAUCGGAGUGUGUAGUGCUGACGGUAGAUGUAGUCCUGCCUUAUACAACGACUACAUCGUCAGCAGGUCAGCGCAGUCCACUGAGAGUCAGCUGACCCUUGUCCCUGAUUACAGACGUCACGCGGGUGUCACGGUCACGUGUCAGGACAAAGGGGGUGUUUCCACAGCCUCCUGUACUCUCGUCAUCAGACGUCGCUCUGAGCUCAGUGAGUGUCACGUGACCACCAACCCUGUGGACUGGACUGUGUCAGGUUCAUGUCGUGUACAACAAGCUUUCUCCCCUGAUAACAUCUACACCUGUACAUGGACUAGGAACACAGGGCAGCCAUUUGGAGGAUUCGAUGCCAGUCGUGAGCUGUGUUCGUUCACACAAGCUCUGCCACAAGCCGGGGGACUGUACACCUACAGCAUUUCUGUGUCUCCUCCUGCUGCUACAGCCUUUUCUCAGCAACUGACACUAGUGGAACCAGGUGACGUAACAACCACGUGUCCACACUGGGUGGUGAGAGGACGAGACCUGUCCUGUACAUGUCAGACGACAAACACCGCCAGUCCUCCAGCCACAGUGAGAUGGGAGGGACGAGACAGUGAGAAGCUGGUGAAGACUAACGUACAGCGGGAGGACAACGGCACACAGUUCACGUGUCACGUGACAUGGGCUGGGCGUGUCUACACCUCCAUCACCUACACUCUGAUGGUUAAAUCUGUGGAGGGCCCCAGUGAUGUCAUCAUUAACAAAACACAUCAUCCAGGUAACAACGGUACCAGCAUCGUGACUUUAUCAUGUAACACAACAGGUGCUGUGUACCCAGGUGUGAACUUUACCUGGAGUCCAGGUGUUUGUCAGAAUGAAACACACACCGCCAGGAGCAGCACGUGCACCGUUAGAAUGGAAACCCACGAUGACGGGAGAGGUGUGACGUGCACGGCUAUAAAUAGCAUCGACAGCCGGAUAUCCGUCUCGAAAUCGGUGACACUGAUGAUAAAUGGUUCGGAGAUCUUCGUCGUCGAGUCUCCAUCAACAGACUUCACAUCAGUGAGGAAACCAACGCACGUGAUCAUCGGCGUUGUUGUUGCUGCUGGUGGCAUCGCUGUCAUCGCCGCUGUGGCUGCUAUUUUAAUCAGAAAACGAAGAUGCAGAUUACAGAAAGCACCAGCUGAUUCAGUGCAGCUUCCACUGGGUAGCAGCGAGAUCGUCACAGACGUUCACAGGAAUGAAAUUGGCCAUGGUAGCGACCACAGCUACACCAACCUCUGUAUCACAGAAGUCAGCCCCACUGCACAGCCUCAAGGUGCGAGUGAAGGAGAAGUUCAAGUAGACAUGUAUGAGAACACACAGACAGACCAGACAUACGACACAACCAUCAGGCAACAUGACGAACACAGAUACUCUGACCUCAAGGUUCAAAGUAAGGUCAAGGUUACAGCACAAGACCCACGUGACUCUAAUAGAAGGAUUGAAGACAUGUACUAUAAUGCUUAGUAAUGCAAUGAGCUUCCAUCAUUAAAAAAUAUAUUGAACCGAU